UUUGCUUUUCAUUCAGCUCAGGCUGUUGGGGGAAGGAAAGUCAGAGUCAGACUUACUGGGCUGUGGAUAUCAUGGAUCUCAAACAUAGUUAUUCAGUGAAGCUGAAUGAUGGAAACUUGAUGCCAGUGCUUGGAUUUGGUACAUUUGCUUCGGAAGAAGUCCCCAAGAGCAAGGCCUUUGAGGCCACCAAAGUAGCCAUUGAUGUAGGUUUCCGUCACAUAGAUGCUGCAUACUUCUAUCAAAAUGAGGAAGAAGUUGGACAGGCUCUUCGAGACAAGAUUGCUGAUGGAACUGUGAAGAGGGAGGAUUUAUUCUACACCACCAAGAUUUGGACUACUUUCCUCAGACCAGAGUUGGUUCGUCAGUGCCUGGAGAGAUCACUGAAGAAACUUGGGCUGGGUUAUGUAGAUCUCUGCAUUAUCCAUACACCAUUUGCUAUGAAGCCUGGAGAGGAACUUCUGCCAAAGGAUGCCAGUGGAAAAAUUAUUUUAGAAAUAGUGGACAUUCGUGAAACAUGGGAGGCACUGGAGAAGUGUAAAGACUCAGGUUUAACCAAGUCCAUAGGGGUGUCCAAUUUCAACCACAAACAGCUGGAACUGAUUCUGAACAAACCAGGGCUGAAAUACAAGCCCACUUGCAACCAGGUAGAAUGUCACCCGUAUCUCAAUCAGAGCAAACUUCUGGAGUUCUGCAAGUCCAAAAACAUUGUUCUAGUUGCCUACAGUGCCCUAGGAUCCCACAGAGACCCAAACUGGAUUGACAGUGAUAGCCCAUACCUCCUGGAGGAACCUAUCUUAAAGACCAUUGCCAAGAAACACAACCGAACUCCAGGCCAGGUUGCUCUGCGCUACCUGCUACAGAGGGGUGUGGUGGUUUUGGCCAAGAGCUUCAAUGAGAAGAGAAUCAAAGAGAACUUCCAGGUAUUUGACUUUGAGUUGACCCCGGAGGACAUGAAAGUGAUUGACAGCCUCAACAGAAAUUUUCGAUACAGUAAAAUGUCAUUUGCAGUGGAUCACCCUUACUAUCCAUUUUUGGAAGAGUAUUAAGCACGAGCUGCUAACCAUUACAGAGAUGUUCCUCCUCCAGCCACUGUGGAUGUUUAUUUGGUUGAGUUAUUGAGAAGCAGUAUUACUGCCUCCAGGUUCUUGUCUAUGAAUCUCAAGUGAGGACAUUUAUUUUUCCUGAUGAUUAAAAAUAACACACAAAUUGCAGAUAAUCCAUAAAAUAAAAGGAAGUAUGUGA
Molecule: messenger RNA, 1242 nt
Organism: Mesocricetus auratus (golden hamster)
Lineage: Eukaryota; Metazoa; Chordata; Mammalia; Rodentia; Cricetidae
Product: aldo-keto reductase family 1 member C15
Exons: 9
Coding region: 72-1046 (324 amino acids)
Biological process (GO): steroid metabolic process
Cellular component (GO): cytosol
Molecular function (GO): aldose reductase (NADPH) activity; steroid dehydrogenase activity; ketosteroid monooxygenase activity
Source: RefSeq, a predicted model, not a curated record